CGACACCAACACUAGUAAUCACGUUUAAUUUAUUCAUUUUUACAAACUAUUAUUGGUGUCGAAGUGUUAGUGUUGAUGUCGUGUUUCCGGAGUCUGUGCUUAGUGAUACUACUAAGUAAAGAUUUUGAAAAAAGAUGCAUACUUUAGUAAAGGAAAUGUAGAAUAUACUAUAUUGCUUUCUAAAAACCCUAAAUCACAGUUAUUGACCCCAAAACCCUAAAUCCCCAAAACUAGAUCUUAACAAUUUUCCAUGGCAGCGAAAAUUCAAACCUUUUUACCUUCAUUUUCCGUUCCAGCCUCAAAACCUAAACGCCGCUUCCACUUGCUUACAAUUUCAGCCUCAAAUUCCACUCGUCCAUCCAUCUCCGGCCGUAAGCUCCGAGUAGCAGUAAUAGGAGGAGGACCUGCCGGAUCCUCCGCCGCAGAAGCACUAGCAAGCGGCGGAGUGGAAACCUUCCUAUUCGAGCGCAAUCCUCCGUCAACAGCAAAACCAUGCGGCGGAGCAAUCCCUCUCUGCAUGCUAGAAGAAUUCGACAUUCCUCACCACCUCAUCGACCGCCGCGUCACUCAAAUGCGGAUCUUCUCACCUUCAAACAUCGCAGUCGACUUCGGCAAAACCCUGAAACCAAACGAAUUCAUCGCCAUGCUCCGCCGUGAAGUCCUCGACUCAUUCCUCCGAUCCCGCGCCGAAUCCGCCGGUGCCACACUCAUCUCCGGCCUAGUCACAUCUCUCAACCUCCCAGCCUCACCAACCGCACCCUACACUAUCAACUACACCACAAAAAACUCCCCACGUAACUCUCUCGCCGUCGACGUAGUAAUCGGAGCCGACGGUGCCAACAGCCGCGUCGCGAAAUCAAUCGAUGCCGGCGACUACACCUGCGCGAUCGCGUUUCAAGAACGAAUCAAAUUAUCGGACGAGAAAAUGAAAUACUACGAAAAUCUCGCCGAGAUGUACAUAGGAAACGACGUGUCACCAGAUUUUUACGCGUGGGUUUUUCCCAAAUGUGACCACGUGGCAGUGGGCACUGGUACGGUGCGGUCGAAACACGAUAUUAAGCUGUACCAGCGGGCCAUAAGAGAAAGAGCAUGGUCCAAGAUCAACGGUGGAAAAGUGAUUAAAAUCGAAGCCCAUCCGAUCCCAGAGCAUCCUCGACCCAUUCGGGUCAGAGGACGCGUGGCAUUGGUAGGAGAUGCGGCAGGUUACGUUACGAAAUGUUCGGGUGAGGGUAUUUAUUUUGCGGCGAAAUCGGGUCGAAUGUGCGGAAACGGUGUCGUUAGGGCUUCGGAAGGUGGUGAGAAAAUGAUUAACGAGGGGGAUUUGAUGAGGGAGUAUCUUAAGGAAUGGGAUGCGAAGUAUGUGAACACUUUUAGGUUUUUGGAUUUGUUGCAAAGGGUUUUUUACGGUAGUAACGCGUCUAGGGAAGCUUUGGUGGAGCUUUGUGGUGAUGAGUAUGUGCAACGGAUGACGUUUGAUAGUUAUUUGUAUAAGAAGUUGGCGCGUGGGAGAGUGUGUGAUGAUGUUAAGCUUUUUAUGAAUACUAUUGGGAGUUUGGUGAGGUGUGGUGAUGUAGGAACACAUAUGAAGGGUUUGAUUUUGUAGAGGAUCUUUACCUCUUAGUUUGAAACUUUUGAAAUUUAUGGCAUUGACUAGUAUUAUAUUUGCCCUACAUUAUUGCUUCUCUCAUGUAGUUUCAUUUUCUGUUAUUGGCUAUAGCCUUCCACUUUGCAAGAAAAAAUAAAAGCUAUUUUCAUUUUAUGCAUUAAUAA
Messenger RNA from Vicia villosa (hairy vetch), 1770 nucleotides. RefSeq names its product geranylgeranyl diphosphate reductase, chloroplastic-like. Lineage: Eukaryota; Viridiplantae; Streptophyta; Magnoliopsida; Fabales; Fabaceae. The transcript has a single exon. Bases 251 to 1603 code for a protein of 450 amino acids. Gene Ontology annotation, molecular function: oxidoreductase activity, acting on the CH-CH group of donors, NAD or NADP as acceptor; FAD binding. Gene Ontology annotation, cellular component: chloroplast thylakoid membrane. The record is from RefSeq and is a predicted model, not a curated record. Gene Ontology annotation, biological process: photosynthesis; chlorophyll biosynthetic process.